This is a messenger RNA of Alligator mississippiensis (American alligator), 5752 nucleotides long. It is a transcript of the gene SSTR4, whose product is annotated as somatostatin receptor 4. Gene Ontology annotation, cellular component: neuron projection; membrane. Gene Ontology annotation, molecular function: somatostatin receptor activity; neuropeptide binding. The record is from RefSeq and is a predicted model, not a curated record. Gene Ontology annotation, biological process: neuropeptide signaling pathway; cellular response to glucocorticoid stimulus. The transcript has a single exon. Lineage: Eukaryota; Metazoa; Chordata; Crocodylia; Alligatoridae. The coding region runs from base 617 to 1843 and encodes 408 amino acids.
UGCUGAGAUUUCGCGCAAAAUGACAUUGCUAUACAGCCCCCCCCCAGCUCUAUGCCUGCUGUUUGAAUUGGGAAAUGCCGACCGUUUUGGUUUCUCAUGCAACGCUGCCAGUAUGUGAAACAAAUCAAAGACCCCUUUGCCUGUGAGGGGGGCUGCUUGUGAUUGGAUCUAGUGAAAGUGUAACACAGGGAUUUGACUGCUCGGGCAGCACCACUGAAGAGCACAUUUUGCAGCUGCCGCUGCUCCAUGAACUGCAAACUCUCAUUUCCUUCUGUUUCUCUCUCUCUCUCUUUCUCUCUGCAUUUGUACCAUCUGCAUGCUGAGAAGUGUACCAGGCAGCCAGCAUCUUCUAAUCCCUGCAGCAUUCUUCAACCCUCAGCAGCAAACCACUCUUUGACAAGCAACAGCCAUUCAUCCCUCAGCAGAAACCAUCUCUCCUGACACCAGCCUCCAUCCUUCUGCAGACUCCAUUCCCUGACAGUCAAAGACAUCCAUGCCCCCAUCCUCUGCCUCCACCCCUGUUACCACCACAUCACCCAUGCAGUAACAUCCUUCAUCACCCAACAGCCUCUCUCCUUCCCACCACCCAUCAUUCCUCCAUGGGAAAGCCGUCAACAUGAGCACAGAUGCUAACCACCUGCCUACAGGAUCCCAGGAAGUGAGCGGGGCUCUGUGGACUCCAUCCAGCUGGACGGCUUCAGAUGUCCCUCCCAACACCAGUGCCUCCUUGCCAGAGCAGCCAGGGGAAGAGGAGUGGGGAGGCAAUGUUGGAGAGAUUGCAGGCAUGGUUGUGAUCCAGUUCAUUUAUGCCCUGGUGUGUCUGCUGGGGCUGGUAGGCAACUCGCUGGUGAUCUUUGUUAUCCUGCGCUAUGCCAAGAUGAAGACAGCUACCAACAUCUACUUGCUCAACCUGGCCAUUGCUGAUGAGCUUUUCAUGCUCAGUAUCCCCUUUGUGGCCACCUCUGCUGCCCUACACCACUGGCCCUUUGGUCGGGCCCUGUGCCGUACCGUGCUGGGUGUGGAUGGUCUCAACAUGUUUACCAGUGUCUUCUGCCUGACUGUGCUCAGCCUGGACCGCUACAUCGCCGUGGUGCAUCCACUACGGGCAGCCACCUACCGCCGGCCGCGGGUGGCUAAGAUGGUCAAUGGAGGGGUCUGGCUGCUCUCGCUGCUGGUGGCUUCACCCAUCCCCAUCUUUGCUGGCACAGCCACCACGCGAGACGGCCAUGCGGUGGCUUGCAACCUCCUGUGGCCUAGUCCAGCUUGGUCGGCCGCUUUUGUGGUCUACACAACCUUACUGGGCUUUCUGCUGCCAGUACUGGCCAUGGGGCUGUGCUACCUGCUGAUCGUGGGCAAGAUGAGGGCGGUGGCUCAGCGGGUGGGCUGGCAGCAGCGGCGGCGCACAGAAGGGAAGCUGACCCGGCUGGUGCUGAUCAUUGUGGCUAUGUUUGUGGUGUGUUGGAUGCCCUUCUAUGUGGUCCAGCUGGUGAACUUGUUGCUGCCCGGCCGCCUGGAUGCCACAGUCAACAACGCAUCCCUCAUCCUCAGCUACUCCAAUAGCUGUGCCAACCCCAUCCUGUAUGGCUUCCUCUCUGAGAACUUCAGGCACUCCUUCCAGGGGGUCUUGCGGAGAUGCUUCGAUGCCAGCUUCUGCUGCUGCCCAGUGGACCUGGAUGAGGCAGAGGAGGAGGAGGAGGAGCCAUUGGAUUAUUGUGCCAACCCCCGAGGCGAUGAGAAAAACAAGGGCUGCAUGUGUCCGACCCUGCCUUGCCAGCAGGAGCCUGUGCACCCCGAGCCCUGCUGCAAGCCAGGCACCCUUCUUACAAAGACCACUACCUUCUAAAGGAUACCUCUGCCUCGUCAUCCUUCCUCCUAGGAUCUUGGCCUUCCGAAAGGGUGCCUCCAUCUGCCACAGGACCAGCACCUUCCAGUGAACAUCAUCACUUGAGAGCACCUUUCUCCACACCUACUGCUCCAGCUUGCUCCGUAGACACAGACUAAGGGGGUGACUCAACCUGUGUAAGUCCUCGGUGUGAGGGCUCCUUGCUUCUAGGUAGGACCUUUCCUUCAUGUUAAGGUGGGAUGGGGUUUGUACAAAUGUUUGGACAUUUUAGAGCCAGAGUCUGCCCCUCUUUGCGAUAUCAAGUAGCACCUUACUCCAAGUCAGGUCUCCAUGCUCUCAGGGGUAAGGGACCACUCUGAAUCCAGCAUAUUCUUUCCGUCACUCCCAUUCAUGACAUUUCCAUCCAGCAGUUCUCUGUUUGGCCUAUAUGGAAUAGCCUGCUUCCUACGACCAUGUUCAGGAGAGGGCACUUGGGCAUAACUGUAAGCCAUGGGUCCAAAUCUCAUAGCUGACAACAUUGACAGGAAUUUGCAGGCAAUCUCACUGAGAAUAGGACUUUUCCCUCUAAAGCCAGAUUGGUAAACUGAGAGAGAAAGCAUGAGAGAGCAAGAUAGAAAGAGAGAGAGCAAGAGAAAGGAUUGCUCCUUUAAUCCCUUGUGACCCAUAUCUGAAAGGCAAUAUGCCAUCCUUUGUAAUUAAUGGCCUGGUAUUCAAAAGGGCUCAGUUCACAUUAAAAACUAUGGAGGGUAGAAAGGCUGGGUUGCUGGGCCUUUUUGAAAAUCUGUCCAUUAACCUACUAUAAUUUCUCUAAAGGGAAAAACAGUGUCAUAGUCUGCAGAAAGUGCAAUGAAUAACUGUGCCCUAGAGCAGAGCUGUCCAACUGGUGGCCCACAGUUUGCAGGGAACCCAUGAGGGGUUAAAUUGCAGCCUCAGGCUCUGACACAGCUGCCUCUCUCCCCAUUGCUCUGGCUACAACAGCAGCUGGAGGCUCCAGGCUCCCCUCCCUGCAGCUUUCCCUUCCUGCCUCUUCACCUGCCCCAGGAGACAGGGCAGUGGAGUCCUCAGUGCCAGGGAAGCCCACAUCUCAGGAUGUCUGAGUGGCAUGGUGGAAGAAGGGAGCUUGUAGUGGGGAAGGUAAGGGUGAAUCGGAGUACAUGCUACAGUGGGGAGGCACAGCAAGACCCAGCACAGGUGGCACGCAAUGAAGCAUCAGGGGGUAGCACACAGUGCAGCUGGGGAGCACCCAGGAGCAGAAUGCAACAGGGAGACCCCAGGCUCAGGGUGAAGCAAUGAGGGAGCAUGGAGGGCAAAGAGGGGGCACAUGCAUACAUAGUGCAGCAAGGGAGGGUAGCUGUUUCCCCCAGGACUUAUGGCUCCCACUAGUGCAGCCUUGGCUAAUGUGACCUGAGGGACACACAGCCCCCAGCCAUUUAAAAGUUGGACAGCCCUACCCUAGAGUACUGAUUGAGGAGCUGUCCCUGUUCCUUAGUAAGACAAUGAGAGUUUUGCCAUUGAUGUCAAUGUGAACAGAAUUUAGGGAGAUAGGGGACAAGGAAAGGGGAUGUUGAUUGAGGCUGUGUGUGGUUAGCUCUUCAGAAAGAACAACAUUUGCAGGUGGCAGAUAUGCAGUUGUGCCAUGCCAUGUCGUUUGAAAGAAUCAAAGGCCAAAACAUUGCCUUGGAAUGUAAUUAAGAAUAUUAGUUUUCACAGUAACAGCUACUUCUACUUUUCCCCUCCACUGCCUUGGAUCUCAGGAGGAACACAGUUCUUAAUGCAGGUCUGACUUGGACCAGGGUAUCAGUGAGUUUAGAGUGUUAGCACCUACUGCAGUAUUCUAAAGGUUACUGAAAAAUAAAAGUUAUUUCAUCAGUGUUAACUUAUUGAAAGGUUGCUAUUAUUAUUAAUCCCACGUAUAAACCAGAGCCCUCUGGUGAGACACCAUAUAAACACAGAACCAAAAGAUGCUCCCUGACCCAAAAACCUUAAAAUCUAAGUAGCCCCAUUUCCAAAGACAACCACUACUACCAGGGCAGCUGGAGACAAUUGUAAUGUACAGUACUUCAUUCUCAGUACACCAAUGAAUACAAUAAAGAGCCUAUUAUUGAUUUAUAUAACAUGCUGUGAUCCUGCAGAGGGCCAUUAAUGCUGUUAAUAUUAUCCUUUGUGGAUAGUCCCAUUGUUAGCCAAUGGUUCAGUUCACCAUGUGUAACACUAGACAUGCACUUGAAAAGAGCAGGGCUGUGGGAGCCCUGGUGAGAGGGGCCAGCUUAAGGAGAAGGUUCUGUGUACUGAGUCAGCACCGUAAAAUGGCAUCAGAGAACUCCACAUGUCACUGCACUAGUCUGAUUGGACGCAUUCACCGCUCACUUUGCCCUUGUGUAUAUGACUAUCCAAGAUUCAGGGCAAUGGAGAAUCAGGCUGCACAAAUCUUUGCACAGCAAUUGAAACUGGCUCAUGCAUUUUUUCAAGCCAUUGAUCAGUCUUUAACUGCUUCAUAGCCAGUUGAUGUGGAAGCAGUUCCCAAAGGGCUGCAUUCCCAGUUUCAGUAAUCAUUACAAUGUUCCUAACUCUCAGUUAAUUCAUGUGGGAAGCAAAAGGAUCCUGGCCUGGGAGGUGUCAUUUAAUAACAUUUAAUAAUAAUAAACAUGUUCUUCAGCCAUAAAGAGUAUGAGUCAGAUUUUGUUCUAGCCAUUAGGUGCGUAAGUGAAUGUAUGCAUCUAAGUGUGAUCCUAUUUUAUGUAGCAUGAGUCCUGAAAAACAGUUAAUGCAAGCUUAAUGGGUUCUCCUCCUCAUGGCUUCUUGUGAUUCAGUUUUCAGGCUAAAAUGAUGGCAGUAGCAAAAGUAAGCAUGUUAAUCUUUUCUCAGGACUCGAGCAGGGUGGAAUAAGAUCACACUUAAAUAGGCACUUAAAUACACUUCAAUGCCUAGUAGAUAGAGUAGGACCUGGCCAAUAAGAAGUUGACUUCUGGGUGUGUUGCAUGCCAGAAUAUUACCACUUUUGGGGUGCGUGCCCUAGUACUCACCCCUACAGCUAGAAAUGUAGCCAACCCACACCAACCUGACACAUACUUCUAUGUCUUGCUGCUGGAUGAGUCUCGAUGUGGCACAUGAUUCAUGGCAUUGUCAAACCUUGCCAAUGUUUUGGCAUAGGAUCAUUAAUUCAAAGAUUUUAAGACCAGGAGGGACAAAAGCAUUUCUUCCAGAUUGACCCCAUGCCAUCCAGCUGAACCAGAGCAUAUCUUUUAGAAAUACAUCCAUUAGUAAUCUGACAACUCAAUGUUACAGAGCUUGCCACAUCCCAUUGACACAAUGCCAAUGAUUAAUUAAUCUCACUAAUAAAAACACACAUCUGAUUUCUAGCCUGUGUUAGGAUGGUAACAAUAAGGAAGAUUUUUAAAUUUCCUCUUUUACAAUUGGUUACAAAGUAGGUUUUUUAUUUAUGUCAUAUAUUUUUUCACGUAAAGUACUUUUGGUUAUUUGAUUUGUUUUCAUUAUUUUUCACUGUAAAAAGACUUCACGGUAACAUGUUUAAAGGAAACAGUUUAAAAAAAAACAGAAAAAAAAUUGGAGGGAUUUUACUAUUAUUAAUUAGAGAGAGAGCCCUUUUCAGUAUUUUUCAGCCAUUUCAGCUUUAUGAGAUGAGAUUUUCAAAAGUGCUCAGAGCUUGGUAUACACUGCAACACUGUGGGUGUGUCUGCAAUUAAUUUGCAGCAAUAAACUUUGAUACGUAUCACGCCAGAGUUUAUUGCUCCCAGAUGCACCAUUUGAAUGUGCAUGGAACCGCAGCACAUUGAGCCGGGUUGAAGCAGUCCUGGCUGGCAGGGGGCCCCGGGGGCCAGCCUGCCAGCCUAGGGCUGCUGACCCAGCUCAGUGUGCUGCAGAAGGGCUGGCUGGGGCAGGAGGCUGCCA